Pyricularia grisea is the source of this 705-nucleotide messenger RNA. RefSeq lists its product as uncharacterized. The transcript has 2 exons. Bases 1 to 705 code for a protein of 234 amino acids. Gene Ontology annotation, molecular function: RNA polymerase II cis-regulatory region sequence-specific DNA binding; DNA-binding transcription factor activity, RNA polymerase II-specific. Gene Ontology annotation, biological process: DNA-templated transcription; regulation of transcription by RNA polymerase II. The record is from RefSeq and is a predicted model, not a curated record. NCBI's taxonomy places the organism in Eukaryota, Fungi, Ascomycota, Sordariomycetes, Magnaporthales, Pyriculariaceae.
AUGCCAGCAUCACCAAGACAGACCCAGUUCCGCCGCAGCAGCGACUUGCCUUUGUCGACCCCGGAUAACCUCUUGCUCUGGGAGCCAGCCGACGAGGCCAUUCUCGCAAGUGUCGCCGCGACCUCUGAUCAUCCUUCGGUUGAUACCUUGUACUCUCUCCAUCUGCCGGUCACUUGGCCCAGCGAUUCAUUUGGGCUGUCCUCCCUGGACGGGUCUUCCGCCGACCCCUUCAAUCCCCACUUUCCAGCGUUUGUCAACCUCGCAGACUUCAACAACACCACCUCCUAUCAGACGCCGACUUUGACGCCUUCUGCCCUGAACUCGAUUGAUCCACUUCAUCAGACCGGAAAACCCCUUGAUUCCAUGAAAGCAUCACGAUCCGCAUCACCUGCUGUCAACAACCAAAAAAACACCAAGGCGAUAAAUUCAUCUCCCUUGUCACAAGGGCAUCCCUCUCCCGAGGAAGCUUUUCAACAGGAGAGCGAGUCAGUCGUGCGCAAACGUGAACGUAACACGGCUGCUGCUCGUAGAUACCGUCAGAAGCGUCUGGAUCGCAUCAAGGAGCUUGAGCACGAGCUUGCUAAGGUGGCGGCCGAUCGUGAUGAUCUAAGACUCAAGCUGGCGAGGCAGGAAGCCGAGACUGCAACUCUGAGGGAUUUGCUGACUUUGGCCACCGGUAGGGGGACGCAACGUUCUGACAGUUAG